This is a messenger RNA of Salvia miltiorrhiza (redroot sage), 1242 nucleotides long. Its product is annotated as protein TAPETUM DETERMINANT 1-like. NCBI's taxonomy places the organism in Eukaryota, Viridiplantae, Streptophyta, Magnoliopsida, Lamiales, Lamiaceae. The transcript is spliced from 3 exons. The coding region runs from base 344 to 931 and encodes 195 amino acids. Gene Ontology annotation, biological process: cell fate determination. The record is from RefSeq and is a predicted model, not a curated record.
ACGCUUCUCGGAACUGAUUGUUCACACUCGUCUCUCUCUAAUCUCUAUAUCUCUCCCCCAAAAAACUCCAAAAUCAAAGGUAAAAAGAGAGAUAUCAGAGUUGCAUAUAGCAGCUACCAGCUGAUUCACAAUUUCUGCUUCUCCUUGCGACCUGCUGAUUCACAAUUUCUGCUUCUCCUUUUUAGCCUCAGCUCUGCAAUCUUUUUUCGUGCUUCCGUUCUGCUUUCGAUGCUCUGUCGCUAUGCUUGUGUAUGUGUAUGUGUUUUUGUCUCAUACAUUAGGUAGGAAUUGGGCAUAUUUUACUUUAUGAACUCGUACUUCGGGUUUUGGUGAUCGUUGAAAAAUGAACCGCGAAUCAUUAUCACCAUUAUUAUGGCGCCGAAGGCUUUCUUCAUUUACGGCGGUGUUUGCGGUCACAUCCUUGUUACUAAUCACCGGAAUCUAUACUGCAGAUCAAGUAUUGAAGGAGUUGGGAUCAGUUUUAACCGAGAAGAAAAGCUCAACCUCAACCACCGGCCACAACAAGAUUAUCUCUGUGACUCAUCGGAAACUGCUUAAUACUGCAGCAGGAAAGCGAAAAGGACAUGAGAGUGAAAAGGGUGUGGAACCAAACAGAAUAUGGAGCGACAAAUGCUCGAAAUCAGACAUAGUGAUUAGCCAAGGCGCCACGGAGCCGCUGCCCAACGGGAUCCCGACGUACACGGUGGAGAUCAUUAACACCUGCAUCUCCGGCUGCGACAUCUCCGCCAUCCAUCUCAGCUGCGGCUGGUUCAGCUCCGCCCGCCUCGUCAACCCCCACGUCUUCAAGCGCCUCCGCUUCGACGACUGCCUCCUCAACGACGGCAAGCCGCUCCGUAACGGCCGGACACUCUCUUUCCAGUAUGCCAACACCUUCCGUUACGCCCUCUCCGUUUCCUCCGUUAGCUGCUGAAGUACUGACCCAGGAUAUAUAUAACAUAUGUAUAUAGAGAGUUGACAAAAAAAGUUAGGUGAAUUUUUGGGGCAUAUAUUCUCUCAUGGAGUUCGGUUUACAAAAAAAACUCCUUUUCGUGAAAAUUGUAAAUGGGAUUUUGAUUUGUUCGAGAUGGAUUAGUUUUUUUGGAAUAUGGGAAGAGAUAUUGAGAAUUGAGAAGGGAUUUUGUUGAGUGAGAGUGAGAGGUGACAGCUUGUGGAUUAAUUUCCAUGUUUUUGGGUUGGGAUGUAUAUAGAAUAUCGAAAGUUCCCACAGACCAGAAAAAAGUC